Messenger RNA from Nerophis lumbriciformis (worm pipefish), 2947 nucleotides. RefSeq names its product Ras and Rab interactor-like (gene rinl). Gene Ontology annotation, biological process: vesicle-mediated transport. The record is from RefSeq and is a predicted model, not a curated record. Gene Ontology annotation, cellular component: endocytic vesicle; cytosol. NCBI's taxonomy places the organism in Eukaryota, Metazoa, Chordata, Actinopteri, Syngnathiformes, Syngnathidae. Gene Ontology annotation, molecular function: small GTPase binding; guanyl-nucleotide exchange factor activity.
AUUUCUGACAACACCGUUAGCUUCCUAUUUUUCAGUCUGUGCUGAAAUAGAUUGUGCCAUGCAGAAAGGAAGAGAGGCUUGCAUCACGUGGAGACGUUUGAGUACAGAUGAAGUGAAAUAGCCACAAAGCAUCAUCAGGGGUGGCGCAAGGGUCGUUCGUAAAGCAACAUGCACGUGUCCAGGGCGGAUCCCUGUCCAGUUAACGGGACAGCAGCCAUUCCAAGGAGGCGCAGCAUGAGGAACAUGUCUCUCCUGGAGCACCUGCGAGGCUGUCAGAGAGCCUGGUGCCCCGUGGCGCCCUGGGAUCGAGCGCAGGCCCACUCUGCCCUCUGUGGGACGCCUGCUGGGAGUUUCAUGGUCGUGCGGGAUGGUUUGACAUCUCUGCCCAGUUUGCUGUGCGUUUCUGCAGAAGGAGAGGAUGAAGCGGUUCUUGAUUAUGAUGUCACAUGCACAGGCACAGUCUUCCAGCUGUCUGAGUCGUGUCUUUCUUUCUCGGAGUUGGCUCACUUGGUGUUCUUCUACUCUUUGAGCAGAGACGUGUUGGCUGUCUGUCUAAAGUUUCCUCGCUGGGUCUACAAUGUAACUGGGAUCGCCAAAGAUCGUCUUUCUCAGCUCCAACCCAAAACCUGGCUCGGCACACCGCCUGACCUGAUGACGGAUGCCGACGUGAAGGAGUUGGAGCCAAAUACCAUGAUGUGCUCCAUACAGUUAACCUCAGCCAACGGAGCUCUGUGUGUCAUCAACCCGCUCUAUCUUCUUGAGCAUGGAGAUGAUUGGCUGACACAUCAGGCAACCAGCGUGCAAUGCCCAACACAGACGCCAACUUACAGGCGAGAGAGGCGCCUCAGUUCCACUCGAAAGUGGGCUGGUGCCGGCCUGAGGAGCAGCCGAGCCGUCUCUCUGGACCAAGAAGCCUUUGUUGGCACUGAAGGCUCAGGUCUGAUCAGACGCAAGUCUGAAGAAUCCGAGUCAACCUCGUCGGUGUCAUCCCCUCAAGGAGGCGUUGUCCUCAGGAGGUCCAGCCAAGGUUCCACCUCCAGCCUCUCCAACAAAGGGAGCACGGGGAGCUUGUCUGCUUCUAGCACUGAGCUGCUGAACCGUGACAGCGUCGGGUCUCAGUCCCCUCACAGGGUCUCCUGGAUCGAGGAUGGCUUCUGGCUGCCACCGCCCACCAGGCCCUCUUCGUUACUCCCGCCACCGUACCCUGAGCUGGACUCGCUGUCCAUCAGCAGCAUAGAAGAAGAACAGGAACAUCGGUCGCCGAGCCCCACGUCCCAUCACCCGUCGGCCCACCGGCUGGCUGACAAAGUCAUAAAUCGCCUCUCCGCAGUGGGCCAGGCACUCGGCAGCCUGGUGUGUCAGAAGAAGAGGCUGACCAAUCGCGUUGUGGAGCUGAGCGACAGGAAACGGGGACCUUUUGCAAUGGCCGUGAAAGAAUUUGUGGAGGCAACGCUGGAGAGAGGAACUGAUCCGGGCGACAUCACGGGGUCAGAGUUCUUACAGGAAGUGAGGUCAUCGCUUACAUCACUGAGGGAGACUCUCCUGGAUUACCCUGAAAUCCAGGCGCUGUUGGACAGUAUGACCGACUUCAGUGACUCAGAGAUAGACCCCCUGGUGGAGCUCUCCGUGCACAAGGUGGCCUUAAAGCCUGUGUCGGCUCACCUCUACUCCUGCAUCCACAUCCAGCGGUCCAACGACGGCAGUUUGCAGCGUCUGGAGCACAACCAGCGUGUUCUGGAAGACAACGGCGUGGAGGCGCUGGGGGGAGCGCCGGGCGCCGGAGUUCCGGACUUAGUCACCCUUGAGCGGAUCCAGCAAAGAUGGGCAAGUAUGCACAAGGCCUACUCCCCCAACAAGAAGGUCCAUAUCUUGCUCAAAGUCUGCAAGAGCAUCUACCACAGCAUGAGUGCCAAUGCCAAUUCAGAUGUUGUAUUGGGAGCUGACGACUUCCUGCCCUGCCUGACGUGGGUGUUGCUGCGCAGUGACCUGCUCAACUUGCAGAUUGACACAGACUACAUGAUGGAGCUGCUGGACCCCGCACAGCUUCAGGGAGAAGGUGGCUACUACCUGACAACCUUGUACGCCGCUCUCUACUACGUCAGCAGCUAUCGGCCGCGCUUGGCCGCCCGUCAACUCAGCCUGGAAGCCCAGCACUCUCUCAGCCAAUGGCAUCGCAGGCGCACCGUGCACAGCAACCAAUCCCGGCACAGUAAGCGACAGCGGACCAUUCGCAGACAGACAAGUCCUGAGAAGGCCGUGCAGGCGGAGGACGGCGACACCGGGGAAGUGGGGAAAAGUGUGAUGGAUGAUCCACAGCAGCAGACAGAAAUGAACACGGAUGAGACGCUGGACUCUAAUGACAACUGGACACAAGAUUAAAUGUGUCUGUUCAUAAACUUACUCUCACAUCCCACCCAGAAAGCCAAAUGAUGGUAAAUAUUCAAAUUGAUAUCAUGGGAAUAUGACUAACUUUGUUCAGUAAACACAUGAAAGAACACACAGUAUAUUACUGCUUACAUGUCAUUGGGGACUUUGUGUUAUACUCAUAAAAAUGUAUAGAUUGUUAUCAUAGCAUAAAUAGAUGUUUAGAUUUUGAUUUAUAUUUUUGUAUAGUUGACACCUGGAUCAUAGCCAAGUUGAUGAAAAUUGACAGUAAAUAAAUAACCAUAAGAAUAAUGAAACACAAAAUAUUGUACAACGUCAGUGGCGCUUAUUCGCCACCAGGGGGCAGUAAUGCGUGUUCUGAAGCAGAGUCGUGUAUAAAGAGAGCAUGGCCAACUAAGCAACAGGCGCCAUGACUGCUACCAAGGACGUGUGCGACCUGCAGAUGCAUGCAAUUGCUGUCGUUUUGAUGUUCGCUUUUCGGACCAAAUAAACCGAAAUAAUACGUCUAAAUAUACAAACCCCGUUUCCAUAUGAAUUGGGAAAUUGUGUUAGAUGUAAAUAU